GCUGCUAUGCAGACUGACUGGAGCCACGCUCAGACAGCUCCACUGUGACCCACAGGCCUGGACCCUCACACAGAAAAAGCCCUUUAGAGCUGAGGAGGGAGGACUUGUGCGAAACAGCAGAUGUUACACAGCUUUGUGUACUAAAGCGGAUUAUUCAGGAUGCUGCUAUGCAGACAGAGUGGAGCCACAGGAACUCUGCUGGGGAAGUUGGAGUAGCUCACACGGCUGUGCAGCUUCUGUCAGCGCCGCUGAACAGCUUGUGUUACACUGUUGGCAGCUGAAGCUUGUUAGUUACACUAAGUGUCGGAAGAUGAAGAACCCUCAUCCACUGAGUAACACCUGGAGUAGAUCCAUGACCAAAGAGCCAGUGCUGAUCUCUGUGCCAGACACAAACAAGAAGUUCAAGAGGAAGUCUCGGGAGCCUAAAAGGCUAGAGCCUGAGAGGAUGACAACCUACCCAGAGAGCGGGUCGGAUGUGGCCUCAGUAGAUGACAUGCAGACAGAGGCAUGUAAUGUCAGCAGGUUGGCUCCUCUACAGAGACAGCUGACGAUGUCACAGGAGGGGAUGGCCAGUACUACGGGGAUUCUGUCCGGGCUCCCAGAAGGCAAUGUGGCUCCAGCUCAGAGCAGUGCCAUAGACAUGAGAAUUGGCAUCAACGUGCCUGCCAUCACUUCCAAACUGUCCCAGUUACCCGCCUCUCCGUUCUCUAACUCUGAGAUCUCCCACUGGCCCACCGCCAUCUCCCAGCCCCUGUCCAACAGACUCAAACUGGGCCUCCGCUCCACUUUCCCUCUGUCGACAUCAUCCAGCAGCAGCCACAGCCAUUCACCCAACCACCAGGCCUUCUCCCUGGAGCCCCAAACCUCAACCCUGCCUGUCCCGAGAGCCUCCCAGACCUCCCAGUGUCACGAGUAUGUGGAGCCCCAGGACCAGUCACCUAAGGAGUCUCCCAGGAAGCGGGCUGGGGGGAGUACUGAUGGACCUGGCCGUUUCCCAGAGGUCAAAGCCAUCCAGCAGACCAGGAGGCUUCUGGCCAACGCCCGAGAGAGAACCCGUGUCCACACCAUCAGUGCUGCGUUUGAGGCCCUGAGGAAGCAGGUACCAUGUUACUCUUAUGGACAGAAGUUAUCCAAGCUGGCAAUAUUACGUAUAGCCUGCAACUACAUCCUGUCUCUGGCUCAGUUGGCUGAGCUGGACUACAGUCCCGACCACAGCAGUCUGAACUUUUCUCAGUGUGUGGAGCAGUGCACCAGGACGCUGCAGGCCGAGGGCAGGAGCAAGAAGAGGAAGGAGUGAGGCUGAUGGCGGUGGACCGGUCCAACAGGUCAGCCGCUGACAGAGCGACGAAGACGCAGAAUACUGGCAGGACAAAUGACGAGAUGAUGGUCAGAGGAAAGCUGAGGAAGUGGAUACAUGAAGGAGUGGAAAGAAAUUACCUUUUUUUUCACCACUUAUUAGUAACGAGCAUCAAUAAUUGACUCUGAGGUGGAGUUGUGGAGUUCUGUACAUAAAGGCCAACAAACAACAACUGACUACAAGACAGAGAUGCACAGGGACUUCAAGGAUCAGCCCUCAGCAAUAACCUCCAGCCAAUGCCAUGACAUGACUUGUUGCCUUGUCAGUAUGUAUGUUUACUAUUGGAACAGUCACUGCAGUUCAAGCAGCUCAUUCAUUAAGCUGCUGUAAUAGUGUAAUAUGUUUUAUAGUUUAUAAUCCUGUUAUAUUUCAA
Molecule: messenger RNA, 1730 nt
Organism: Cyclopterus lumpus (lumpfish)
Lineage: Eukaryota; Metazoa; Chordata; Actinopteri; Perciformes; Cyclopteridae
Gene: atoh8
Product: atonal bHLH transcription factor 8
Exons: 5
Coding region: 311-1297 (328 amino acids)
Molecular function (GO): protein dimerization activity; DNA-binding transcription factor activity
Source: RefSeq, a predicted model, not a curated record